GACAAAGAAUCAUAUCUAAAGGAGACACUACAUAGUUUUUAGGUUGAACCUGCUUAAAUUCUAUUUCAUUGUAGUGUCUAGCAUUGUGAUAAAUACAACAAUAAAAACAUGGUUAUUUCUGGAAAUAAUGCCUUAUUUUGUCACAUGUUCUUUUCUUUAAAGAAUUCAUUAUUUCUUACAAUCAAACUAUAGACCUAUUAUGUCAAACCAUACGUUUUCUGAUAUGUUUUCUGAAGCCGAACAAAAUAAACUUCAAUCGUUCCUAACUGACCUUGAGCAAGAUCAUUCCUCACAACACCAGAACAUUGCGGAAUCCUCAACAUCCAAAAAACGAAAAGACCACAAACGGAAAACUCCCUAUGAUAGGAAAUCAAAUUCGCCGGAAGAGGAAUCUGCUUCAAGAAGGACAGGGAGAGCAAGGAAGCAAGCGCAUGAAUUACUUUCUGAAGAUCAAAAAAAAGCAAACCAUAUUGCCUCUGAACAAAAAAGGAGAGCAAACAUCAAAAUUGGAUUUGAUCAGCUAGUUGAUAUGGUUCCUACUCUGGAUGGCAGCCAUCGGAGUGAAUCAUUAGUCCUGCAGAAAUGUAAAAGACUAAAUCAAUUUCUCUUUAAUCAUUCUAAUCUUUGAUAUUAGCUGUUGAUUAUAUUCGUGAUUUAGUGAAAGACAAGGAUGGUUUAAAAGAAAGGGUCAGAGAACUCCAAGCAUUGCUGGGCGAGCUACCCGAUGAAGAUAGUUCAGAAGAUGACAUAGAACAUUUUCGGUGAUAUGAUAUGAUGUCUAUUAUGAAGCCAGGGUUACCGUUGCCCUAAAUUAAUAAAAAAAAAAUUUUUUUUUUGGAUUAAAU
Molecule: messenger RNA, 845 nt
Organism: Mucor mucedo
Lineage: Eukaryota; Fungi; Mucoromycota; Mucoromycetes; Mucorales; Mucoraceae
Exons: 4
Coding region: 200-628 (142 amino acids)
Biological process (GO): regulation of transcription by RNA polymerase II
Molecular function (GO): protein dimerization activity; DNA-binding transcription factor activity, RNA polymerase II-specific; RNA polymerase II cis-regulatory region sequence-specific DNA binding
Source: RefSeq, a predicted model, not a curated record